This is a messenger RNA of Nicrophorus vespilloides, 1679 nucleotides long. RefSeq names its product protein ABHD18. The coding region runs from base 268 to 1620 and encodes 450 amino acids. The transcript is spliced from 7 exons. NCBI's taxonomy places the organism in Eukaryota, Metazoa, Arthropoda, Insecta, Coleoptera, Silphidae. The record is from RefSeq and is a predicted model, not a curated record.
CAUUGCAUAACAUUCCUUACUAUCAUCGUUACUUAAUUGCUGCCAAUUUGUGGUUGAGCUACAGAUAAGAUUGCGUAUUAACUUUGUCUCGAGCGCAUAUGUCUUUGGCAAGCUAUGACUUAUCCCAAACGGUAUCUGUAUCAAAUGUUAUCAAGAGUGCGCUGCUAGAGUAAAAAAAAGUGCGACGAUCAGAUGAUAUUUGGCACACACAAUUAGAGGUCAUUUUUGUUGACGGUAAACCCCGGUAUUCUGUUCUGGUAUUUUUGAAUGAAAAACAUGCCAGUCAGUAGAUUAGAUAUUUUUUAUAGAAAAAUUCUACUCUCCAAGUUUUUUACAAAAGGAUGGGGCGAUCCAGAACAUGUACUCAGGCUAUUGAAGUUCAGGAAGAUCAUCUCAAAAAGGGAAACCUGCUAUAACCUAGUAGACAAAGAUCACCCGAUAGAAAUACUUAAGGAAGAGACAUGGUCAGAUUGUUAUGUAAGAAACUGCAGGUUCAAAAGCCCCCUGGCUAUACAUCUGCCCGAGGUAGUGCAUCCAGAGGUACAGAAUGCUUACUUUCAAAUGAUUGUACCUAAGCAAUGGUCUACUGGGCCUUAUCGACCAAUAUGUAUUCACCUUGCUGGCACUGGUGAUCACUAUUUCUGGAAGCGUCGACAGAUGAUGGUAAAACCAUUACUGAAGCAGGGCAUUGCUUCCAUAAUCUUAGAGAACCCUUUCUAUGGUACAAGAAAACCAAAGGAUCAAAAUCGAUCUUGUUUGCUUAAUGUAUCUGAUAUCUUUGUAAUGGGGGGUUGUUUAAUUUUGGAGUGCAUUGCAAUCUUGCAUUGGUGUGAGAAACUUGGGUUUGGACCAAUGGGAGUAACAGGACUUUCAAUGGGUGGUCAUAUGGCAUCUUUGGCAGCUACAAGUUGGCCCAAACCUUUAGUGUUAGUGCCAUGUUUGUCUUGGUCUACAGCUUCAUCAGUGUUCACAGAGGGUGUGAUGAGCGAGGCUAUUGAUUGGGACUUCCUGCAGCACCAAUAUUUCUCAAACAAGCAGUAUCAUGAGAUUAUUUCAAAGUUGUGCAAGAUCGUAGACGAUCCAACAGAGUUUGGAUUGGCGAAAAUACCAGAACUGAUCGUGAGCGACAAGAGCAAAUUGACGGCAAAUAAGAGCCUAACGCCUCACGAAUUAUUAGCUUUAAUAAAAGAUUCUACCUCAGACACCACUAGUCAUUUAUUAGUGUCUGAGGAAUCUUCGAAGCCCCUUUACUCAUUUAUAAAGUCUGUUUUAAAGCAAGUGACGAAAGAUACUACCUCCAUAAAGAUUAGAGACAAGGACGCUAUUUGGUUUAUGAGAGGCUUGAUGGACGAGUGCACUCAUUUGAAGAACUUCGCAACACCAGUGGAUACUUCAUUGAUUAUAGCCCUGUGCGCUCAAUCAGACGCCUAUGUUCCUAGAGACGGAUGCACCAGACUAGAAGAUAUCUGGCCUGGUGCUACUAUUAAGUAUUUGGACUGCGGCCACGUGGGAGCUUACAUUAAAUAUCUCACAUUGUUCAGACGGUCCAUUUUACAAGCCUUUGAACGUGCCAAAUCGGUUUAUCCACCGCCGAAAAUCCCCUACGAAGUUCGUCCAUAAGAAAUGUUCAGUAUUUUAUACAUUCAAGUGCCUUAGACAAUACAAAUUUUUUACAUGAA